Paramuricea clavata is the source of this 1164-nucleotide messenger RNA. The record is from the annotation of a GenBank genome assembly. Lineage: Eukaryota; Metazoa; Cnidaria; Anthozoa; Malacalcyonacea; Plexauridae.
AUGGCACAGCAAAAUUAUACGUGCUUCGGCGUUCUGGAACCUUUCGAUGGCGGGGAUUUUAUAGAUUACAGUGAGAGACUGAAUGCAUAUUUUAUUGCAAAUAACAUUGGCCAAGUCGCAGCAGAUGCAAAUGAAGCUGCAAAACAAGCUGCAGACAAAAGGAAAGUCGCCGUAACUAUUUCGGUGAUGGGGAAAAGCACAUACAGUACUUUGAAAGAUCUCUGCCUCCCUGAUUUACCAGCUGAAAAGUCGUACGAAGAAAUUAUUACAAUACUCAAAGGAUUUUACAAACCGAAAGUACUCGAAGUCGCAGAGACAUACCGAUUUCAUCAAGCAGUUCAAACGGAAAGCGAAAGUGUAGCUCAAUAUGCAAACAAAUUGAAGCGUUUAGCUGUUCAUUGUAAUUUUGGCACCUAUCUCACAAGGGCAUUACGAGAUCAAUUUGUUGGGGGCGUUCGAAGUAGAAGUACUAGAAAGAAACUUCUUUCUGAAGACAGGACAUUUGAUCAAGCAGUAAAGGUUGCCCAAGCAGAUGAACUAGCAGAAAAAGAAUCGAAAGAAUUGCUUCUCAGUGCGGAAAGAACGGAAACCACACAAGCCCACAGUAUAUCAAACAAGAAGAAAUAUCAUUUCAAAGGCGGGGAUGCAAACAAGGCAAAACCUUUUGAGCAAGGGAAAACUUGUUUCAGAUGUGGAUCUACACAACAUUUGGCAGACAAGUGCAGCCAUACCUAUACAACAUGUAACUAUUGUAAAAAGGCGGGACACUUGGCAAAAGUAUGUUUCAAGAAAAAGAAGGCAGAUAGCAAUGCCAAGGCACAUAACAUUGUAGCAACACAUACUGAUGAAUCUAGUGACAGUGACAGUGAUAUGAAUUCUGUCAACGGUACACCAGUAACUAUUUUUAUGCAGAAUAUAAAUUCUGUGGGACAGAAAUCAGAAAUAUCGCCACAAUACAAAUUGGGAGUGAAUAUUAAUGGUCAAGAAGUCUCCAUGGAAAUUGACACUGGAAGUUCAGUAACAUUAUUAAAUUCUGGUGAUUUUGAAAGAAUGGGUGGUGACACAAAUGUUUUGAAACCUUCUACAGUGGUACUUAAAAGUUAUACGGGAAAUGAAAUCAAGUGCUAUGGAGAAGACAACAUGAAAGUCAAAGUGGGAGAACAA